Liolophura sinensis is the source of this 2355-nucleotide messenger RNA. RefSeq names its product trafficking protein particle complex subunit 3-like. Gene Ontology annotation, cellular component: TRAPP complex. Gene Ontology annotation, biological process: Golgi vesicle transport. The record is from RefSeq and is a predicted model, not a curated record. NCBI's taxonomy places the organism in Eukaryota, Metazoa, Mollusca, Polyplacophora, Chitonida, Chitonidae.
GGUGAUGGCAGUGAGGUGUGAUAUCUUUCUUAGCUGAAAGCUUGUGUUUAAAAGCGUCGUUAUUAGCGGAACCGAUUUCACAUCGCAAGUUAUAAUGUCCAGACAAAGUGCAAGGGGAACAGACCAAAAGAAAGUGAAUGGAGAACUUUUUACACUAACAUAUGGUUCACUGGUUGCCCAGCUGAUCAAAGACUAUGAAAAUGAUGAUGAAGUCAAUAAACAACUUGAGAAAAUGGGCUACAACAUUGGUGUGAGGCUAAUUGAGGAUUUCCUAGCCAGAGCUAAUAUUGGGCGAUGUCAAGAUUUCAGAGAGACAGCUGAUGUUAUAGCCAAGAUCGGCUUUAAAAUGUACUUGGGAAUUGUGCCUGUAGUGAGUAACUGGUCACCAUCAGGGGAUGAGUUCUCUUUGCUGAUAGAGAACAACCCACUGACUGACUUUGUGGAGCUGCCAGAGGAGCACAGCAACCUUACCUUCUCCAAUUUACUUUGUGGUGUGCAAGGAGCUUUAGAAAUGGUACAGAUGGAUGUGGAUGUUAGAUUUGCACAAGACCAACUCAAAGGGGACAGUAUUACAGAAUUAAGACUCAAAUUCAUAAAGCGAUUAGAAGAUGCAAUACCCGCUGGGGAGGAUUAAUUGUUCAUUGUGUUAAUCUUGUAUGUAUAAUAUAUAUAUAUAUAUAUAUAUGUAUGCACAUGUAGCUAGACUGAUUAUGAUUCCUUGUACAGAGUCUGUGUAAGUCUUGUAUAUUUAUUGACACCCAAGUCAGUGUCUGAUCAUGACUCCUCAUUAAUAUGGGAAUCUUCAUUCCACUAUCUAUAAUUAUCGGAAAUGCAUGUGACAUAUUUGGGACUCUGAAGAAGUUUCUUUUAUAUGGAGAAGAGUUCACUGCAGACAAAGAUUUAAUGGUGUGAUGAAAAUAUUGGUACUACUGUAAAAUUCUUGACCAUUUUUGCAUGUAUGCAAGAUGUGUAUAUGGAUACAAUUAUAAUUUUUCUGAAGCACUUAAAUUAAUCAAUUGGUCUUCAAAUUAUAAAGUUAAAAAGGUGCAUGUGCUACUGUAAAAUUCUUGACCCUUUUUGUAUGUAUGCAAGAUGUGUAGAUGGAUACAAUUAUAAUUUUUCUGAAGCACUUAAAUUAAUCAAUUGGUCUUCAAAUUAUAAAGUUAAAAAGGUGCAUGUGCUACUGUAAAAUUCUUGACCCUUUUUGUAUGUAUGCAAGAUGUGUAGAUGGAUACAAUUAUAAUUUUUCUGAAGCACUUAAAUUAAUCAAUUGGUCUUCAAAUUAUAAAGUUAAAAAGGUGCAUGUGCUACUGUAAAAUUCUUGACCAUUUUUGCAUGUAUGCAAGAUGUGUAGAUGGAUACAAUUAUAAUUUUUCUGAAGCACUUAAAUUAAUCAAUUGGUCUUCAAAUUAUAAAGUUAAAAGGUGCAUAAAUUGUUUUGAUUGUUAGUCUUGCCGUGCAGAAAGAUUGAGGAAUUACGAAAGUGUCUGGUGUUUUUGUUUUCUUUCGUGUGUUUGUGUCGGUCAGAUCUGUUACGUGCAUGAUGUGGUUAAGUGAUGCUGGAAGACCUCUUUAUUUUAUCUUGGGUGGUGGCAGAGCCUUCGUGGCUCAUUUUUCUAAAAGCAAAAUCAUAUCCAUCUCUCACUGCUUUGACUGCUUUUAAAGUCGCAAUCAGUGUCACGUGCCUAAUAAAGGGCAUUGGUUUUAAUACUCACAGAUGAGGUCUUGUGCUGAAGGUUUUGUACUUUUAACAACUGAAGAGUUUCAUUAUGAAAUAUGCGUUAAAUUUGACCACUUUUGAUUGUUUUGAUCUUUAGCAAGUGUAGAAUAUGGAUUUGUGAAAUUUGUGCAAGGAUUCUUGAAUGGUUCAAGUAGUUUGAUACUGCUAUCACCUUUAUCUUCACAUCAACUUUUAAUAAUAUUUUGCAUGAUGCUAACGGUUUUGUGUAGUUUAUGAGUCCUUGUCAACAGUUUCAACUGUAUCUGCAUCAUACAAAAACACAUUUGAGUAAUUUUGAACUGGACAAACUGGAAUAGCCCUUGAACAAACUUUGGGGUGAUGCCAUUUUUACCUUAGUCCUAUUCUGUUUGUUGGAAAAUCCUUGGCAUCACAGACAGCAUCCAUUGCUUGCCUUCCACAGUAAUUGUCAUUGGAAAGAUUGCUGAAGAAUUCUUCUACACCAACAUAUAAUCAAAUCAUCUUGAUGUUUGUGGCUCUGUCAGUACAUGACAGUGAGAUCAAAUCUUCAUGUAUUGUGACGCUCUGCAAACUUGCCUUAAAUUAAAAUCCUGUGUUCUUGACAAGAAAGCAAAGUUCACCCCAUCCACUUACAUUUAUGAAAAAUAAAUUAAUAC